Molecule: messenger RNA, 174 nt
Organism: Aureobasidium pullulans EXF-150
Lineage: Eukaryota; Fungi; Ascomycota; Dothideomycetes; Dothideales; Saccotheciaceae
Exons: 1
Source: RefSeq, a predicted model, not a curated record
AGAGUAGAUAAGUUUAGAGAGCUCUUCUUAUUCUACGUACAUAUCUUAAGUAGACAACCUAUAAGAGGUACCGAGAUUACUAGUCUCCGGUUCUAUAACGGGGUAGCUAACUACUAUAAUGUCUUCAUCUUAGACGGUAGAGUAAUAAUAGUAACGAGCUACUAUAAGUUAUAG